AACUUCACCUCGUAAAUCGCGUCAUAUCGAUUUCAACCCUAGCAGAAUGCAGUUCGUAUCAGGGAUCUUGACCUUCCAGUGUCUACUGGUGCUGACGGCCAUUUUUGUGAGCGUAUCGAACGCUCUGAUAUGUACGACGUGCCUGGACGACGCAUCCUGCACAAACAAAACGGAAACACAAGAGUGUACCGCUGUCUUGGUGACUCUGCAUCAUAAUCUCCUGUUGGUAAAUAAUCCCAGCUUGAACGUAUCGCAAAGUGAUGUCUUCAAAUGCUACGAUCUGGCCAUGUCCUAUCAGAGUCCGCUGACGGGAAGCACCGUUCUGGUAGUUCAGAAGGGAUGUACCUAUAAUGCGACCAAGUUCUGUGAAGGAUGGGUUAAUACUACAACCAUCACCCGAUGCACUACUUGUGAUUCUGGUGAUGAUUGUAACAAAGGUCAAACGGAAGGUACUACUACUCCGGUAGCUCCAACAACUCCGCUCAACAAUUCAACUACAACAACGGAAGCUUCAAGCACAACAUAUGCUCCAGCCAACUCGACAACAACUUCCGCUAGCGUAACUACAACGACUGAAGUGGUGACUACAACAACAGCAGCUUCAAACACAACAUCUGCUCCAGCCAACUCGACAACAACUUCCGCUAGCGUAACUACAACCACUGCAGCAGCGACUACAACGACAGCAGCUUCAAGCACCACAUCUACUCCAGCCAAAACGACAACAACUUCGGCAAGCACAACAGUAAGCACGGCAAGUCCCAUUACCACUACAACAGCGAAAGCAGGAGGCACAACCAAUCUAGGAUGCGUAGUAAAUUGGUUUACAAUAGCAGGCUAUGCCGUGCUGCAUGGGCUCAUCGCUCGGUGGUAAAAAUAUUCGAGG
This is a messenger RNA of Ochlerotatus camptorhynchus, 886 nucleotides long. RefSeq lists its product as uncharacterized. The record is from RefSeq and is a predicted model, not a curated record. NCBI's taxonomy places the organism in Eukaryota, Metazoa, Arthropoda, Insecta, Diptera, Culicidae. The coding region runs from base 47 to 874 and encodes 275 amino acids. The transcript has 2 exons.